This is a messenger RNA of Ectocarpus sp. CCAP 1310/34, 879 nucleotides long. NCBI's taxonomy places the organism in Eukaryota, Phaeophyceae, Ectocarpales, Ectocarpaceae. The record is from the annotation of a GenBank genome assembly.
AUGCAAGGUGCCGGGGAGAUGUCGGGGCCCGGAGAAUCACCGGACCCGGAAGACGCAUUGCUGGCGACCAUCCUGGAAACUGGCGGGACGGGGAUUGUCGAGGACUACAUCUGCAACUCGCUUGUGAAGGAGCAGUGGGACGAGGGACAGACACACCGUAUGAAGGAGAUGUACAGGCGCGAGAUGCAGGAGGUGUUGGGCCCGGAACAGCAGGCGUUCGGGGCCGAGGUCGACGCCAGCGGGUCUUCGCAACCACUCCCAGACCCACAGCUAAGGCCGAAGAGAGAUGACGAGCCCGCGGUGGAUAAGCCUGUGAGGGAGGCGAUCGGAUGUCUGAUGUGGACGAAGCUGACGAGGCUAGACAUCGCAGUGCCUCGGAACAAGCUCCAGAAGAUCGCCCACUCAUCCACCAGGAGGAUAUGGAACGCGCUUGUGCGGAUCAUGUCCUACCUGAACUUCACGAAGAACUUCGGCAUCACCUACGUACGGGGGUCAGGACUAGACCUAAGCGUGUUUGUCGAUGCCAGCUACGCUGACAACGAAGAAGACAGGCGUUCUACGACCGGGCUAGCUGGCGUGAAGGAGGCGUUGUUUGUGCGUGGUGUUCUGUCGUUCAUAGCACCCGAGACGAGUGGGGCGAAGAUCAAGGUCCUUGAGGACAACAAGGGGGCUCUCGCCUUAAUCGAGAACCCGUUCAGCUCAGCGAGGAGCAAGCACAUCGACGUGCGGUUCCACUUAAUUCUCGAGCUAUUCAAGUCGGGCAAGAUCACUGCAGAGUAUGUUCCGACUGGAGAGCAGCACGCCGACAUGCUGACCAAGGUCCUUGGCAGAGAGAAGUUAGAGUACCACCGGAAGGCUCUGAUAAACCUACCGAUGUAG